AUAAUAUUUAUUGCAAAUAUAACGAACGUCAAACGUACUUAAUAUUUGGACAAGUGUUUUGCAAUAUCGUGUUUUACGUAUAAAUGUUUUUAUGUGCAAAAUGAGUGCAUCAUUUGAAUAGAAUUGUGUAAUGCUGUUAAUAUCUUAUCUGACCAUAUAUCUUUCCAUGACUAUUAUAUUGGCCAGACUUUUAAGUAGGCUGCUUUCUUGUUCUUUUGAACAAGUUCUCCAUCAAAGUCUCCAUCGGCGGAGUGGUGUUAUCGUUUCAGUACUAUAUAUAUAGUAUAUGCUUCCAACUUGAAGCAUUUCUUUGAACCACCAUCAUGCUGACACAUCGUUUCUUUAUAGCUUUCUUGGUGGCCGCAACGUGUUCGCACGUAGCGUUCGCGGCUCCAAAUAACAACUAUGAUACAAACCAGGACUACGAAUUGUGCACCACGCAAGAUUGCGUGAACGAAGCGUCAAGGAUCUUGGAUUAUAUCGAUCGUACGAUUGAUCCUUGCGACAACUUUUACAAAUUUGCUUGCGGCGGAUGGGUACAGAAGAAUCCGGCAAACGUGUCGUAUCCGAGAAUUAGCUCGCUGUCGAUCAUGAGUCUGAAAACGUUAGAAGAAGUUAAAAAAAUCGUCGAAGGUGCUCCUGAACCAGACGAUACGGUUUCCUUAAAUAAAGCGAGGAAGGUAUACAACAUGUGCAUGGAUACUGAGACGCUCGAGAAGGUCGGAAUCAGUGGCCUUAGAAGAGUUGUCAAGAUGAAUGGUGGCUGGCCAAUAACUAUGACAUCUAGGGAAUGGAGAUGGAAAGGAUAUAAAAUGUGGCAACAAGUUAGCAACUUGUUGGAGAAAAAUAUGUUAUACAACGGCCUUUACGGGAUAACGGUGUCGGUAGACGAAAAGAAGUCGGACACCAACAUCAUUACAAUCGUUGAACCUGACUUCUAUGCUCCGCGCGACAUUCUGAUCGGUUUUGAAAAGAACCUUGCGGAGAAGAUGGAAUAUAAAUCUCUGAUCGAAAAAACUGCGAAUAUCUUUAUAGAGGACCGAGGCGUGCAUAUCAACUCUGAAACGCUCAGUCUGGACGCGCUUGAUCUCGUGGAUUUCGAGAUUGAAUUGGCUAAGCUGACAUUGUCUCUCGAAGACGCUAGAGAUGUCGACAAAACCUACAACUUGUUAACGAUUCAAGAAUUGCAGCGGGCGUAUGAUGCGCAACAUCCAACAAAAAAGAGCAAGAUAAACUGGCAUUAUGAAAUUCAAAAAUUGUUUGCGCCAGAAGGAAUUGUAAUCAAACCAUCUGAGAAGCUCGUCGUUCAGGCGUACAAGUAUCUUACCUCUCUGGCGUCCCUACUGGAACGAACAAACAGUCGUACUAUCAUAAACUACAUGCAAUGGACUCAUAUCAGAAAUCUAUUACCUUACACCAAAAUUACCGAACCAAUCGCCUAUCGCCUUGCCGCUCAUUUCAAAAACGAGAGUCCGGAAUUGACAAGGUGGAAGAGUUGCUUGAAUAAGGAUGGCAAUUUACACACAGCUAUCUCACAGAAGUUUGCCACCAAAUACGUGCAGCUCGAGAAUAAAAAAUACAUCGGCGAGAUAAUCAAGGAUAUCGCAAAUGUCGUUCGCGAGCAAAUCACAGCGUCCACUUGGAUGGACGAACCUACGAAAAAGGUAUCUCUUGAGAAAUUAGAUAGCAUGAGAGAGCAAAUCCUCAUCCCCGAAUGGUACAGCAACGAAGCUAUUGAUAAAUAUUACAAUGGUUUAACUAUCACUUUGGAUUAUCUCGAGAGUGCAAUAAAUAAAAUUAAUUUCGACAUCAAAAAAGUUUUACAGAAACUGCGCAAACCUGUUGAUAAAAACGAAUGGCUUAUGCAACCGACGAUUGUAAAUGCUUAUUAUGAUCCAUCUGGCAAUACAAUUGUUAUCCCUGCUGCCAUAACGCAAAAUCCCGUAUACGAUAAAAAUCGUCCUGCGUUCAUGAACUACGGAGCACUGGGAGUUGUCGUCGGACAUGAAAUAAACCAUGGCUUCGAUAAUACUGGUCGUAAGUACGACAAAAACGGCAAUGCCAUAGAAUGGUGGACGCAGAAAACUAUAAACAAUUACGAGGAGAAGGCACAAUGCUUUGUCGAUCAGUACAACGGUUAUUUGGUGCCAGGUCUGGAAAACGUUUAUGUGAAUGGAAAAUUGUCGCUAGGAGAAAACAUCGGCGAUUCCGCUGGUCUCGUAGCUGCAUAUUAUGCAUAUAUGGCCAGAAAAGCGAGACUGAACGAGUCUGAAUUGCGAUUGCAGGGAUUGGAGGACUACAGCGAUGCUCAAAUCUUCUUUAUGGGUUUCGCGCAGGCGUUCUGUCAAAAUGCCACGCCAGAACAAAUACGAUUGCUCCAGACGGAUGAGCACCCAAUGCCGGAAACGAGAGUACGGGGCAGUUACUCGAAUUUCCCUGAAUUCUCCAAAGCUUACAAUUGUCCAGCAGGAAAGGGAAUGAAUCCGGAUAAGAAAUGUAAUUUGUGGUAACGGAAACGACGGAUCGACCAUAAUGUGAAAUGUGAAUAAUUAUACAAUUUAAAAUUUUCAUUUUUUGAAGUAAACGACCUAUUAAAACA
Molecule: messenger RNA, 2599 nt
Organism: Wasmannia auropunctata (little fire ant)
Lineage: Eukaryota; Metazoa; Arthropoda; Insecta; Hymenoptera; Formicidae
Product: membrane metallo-endopeptidase-like 1
Exons: 18
Coding region: 324-2510 (728 amino acids)
Biological process (GO): protein processing
Cellular component (GO): plasma membrane
Molecular function (GO): metalloendopeptidase activity
Source: RefSeq, a predicted model, not a curated record